This is a messenger RNA of Triticum aestivum (bread wheat), 1194 nucleotides long. RefSeq lists its product as uncharacterized. The record is from RefSeq and is a predicted model, not a curated record. NCBI's taxonomy places the organism in Eukaryota, Viridiplantae, Streptophyta, Magnoliopsida, Poales, Poaceae. Bases 89 to 985 code for a protein of 298 amino acids. The transcript is spliced from 2 exons.
UAGAAGGGAAAGGUACGGAUCUCGCAUAGAUUGGGCGCAGGAAAUUAAGAAAACUUUGCAGGGACACGACGUGACGACGGACGGCGAGAUGGAUACGCGCUGCGAGGCGGAGAACUUGAAGGGGCUGACCGGCGUGUCACCGUUUCCGCUGGAUCCAGGCCUCGCUCCGCUGCUGCUGUUCGACGACCAACAUGACGGCGAGGCAAGCGACGACGACACCAUAUUCCUGUAUAGCAUCCCUAAGAGGCAGUUGCUGGGCAGGAGAGCCGAUGGUUUCGGAGGCCAUCGUUACUGGCUAACACCACAAGGAUGGGCACUGAUGCUGCAUCUGGAAUCGCACAAGUCUUUCCUCUGGAACCCAUCAACCCUCGAGAGAAUCAGCUUACCUCUAGAUCAAGAGAAUCUUCUCCAAGCCGCACAAAGCAGAGGAAACCAAUGGUUCAAGCACGAGCACGAGCAUGGGAAAAGCUUCAAUGAAGGUCUUACCACGCUUGGUGGCAAGUUCUACGCAUACGACCCCUUUAAACGUCAGAUUGUCGCACUGGAGUUCUCACCAUACCCAAAGUUCAGCACACGCGGCAAGCUGGAAGAUCCUUCCCCAGUCGGGUAUACCAUGUUUGAUUGCGGCAUCUUAGAGUGCCGCGGAGAGCUGUUUGUUCUAAGCUUUUGUUACCACGGGAUAUCUGUCCGGCAUAUCGCGCGAAUUGUUGUGCACAAGUUGGAUGUCUCCAAUGGAGCUUGGCUGAAGGUGGACACGCUCGGCGACAUGGUGAUUUUCUACGAUAGUUGCCGCGGUUACGGAGCAUCGUUCCAUGCACGCCAGCUCGGUCUAAGAAAAGGGGACUGCAUAUACUUUUUGAUGUCCGAUGACAAGGCGUUGUACGUGUAUGAUAUGAAACGAGGAACAACUGCUAUGCACAAUCCUGGACCCAGCCUUCGAGAUUCUCUUGUACCUCAGUUUUUAUUGCCUUCGGCUUCGAUUUGAGGCCUAUUCAGCACAACCAUCUAUUCGAGAUUCAAUUCAGACUUUGGUCCUUGACGUGAGGCAGGUCUUUAGGCCAACCUAUUCCAUUUCUCUUUUCAAAAAAGAGGUCAAGUCUCCGGCCUCUGUAUCAUACACAACCAUUUUAAUUUCUUUAUUAAAGCAAGUAUCCAACAUCCAUCAACCUUUUAAAGGGGUCGUAUUUUGCCUUC